This is a messenger RNA of Mya arenaria, 2731 nucleotides long. RefSeq names its product tyramine receptor tyra-2-like. Bases 928 to 2490 code for a protein of 520 amino acids. NCBI's taxonomy places the organism in Eukaryota, Metazoa, Mollusca, Bivalvia, Myida, Myidae. The transcript has 2 exons. Gene Ontology annotation, molecular function: G protein-coupled receptor activity. Gene Ontology annotation, biological process: adenylate cyclase-activating adrenergic receptor signaling pathway. Gene Ontology annotation, cellular component: membrane. The record is from RefSeq and is a predicted model, not a curated record.
AUGAAAAGAAAUGAAAGCACUCCUAAACAAAUCACUUAACAGCUAAAUGAUGCUUUUUGGCAAAAGUACAUCCUGUCCAUGUGCCAAAGGCAGUUUUUAUGGUUUUGAUAUUCAUAACACUAUCAACUGUAAUAAUUUAUCCACAGAUUUACAACUCAAGUUUCUAUAUUUAGGUAAUGGCAAACGAAGAACAAAGUAAUUGUUUAAGUUCUUCAAUGGAAGUGAUUAUUUGCAGAUCAUAAAAUAUUUGUUAGCAAGUGAAAAAUGGUGAAAAACAAUAAAUCUAAAUUUAAGAGUGUGUUCUUCAUUAGUUGAAAACCAUAAUUCAUGUGUGCAAUGAGCCUAGAUGAACGAAAGACAAUCACAUGACGCUUAAUCUCUUUGAUGGCACGUUUCUGACAGAUAAUAUACAUGGGCAGAUCUUCAUCAGUACAAGGAUUUACUAGCAAAGAGAUAACUACUGACGAAAGUAAAUACACAUAUUGGACAAUAAAAUCAUCAACUUAAAGCUUGUUGUCAGUGACUAACUGUAUAAAUAGGCUUCUCAUAAUCUGGUGUUGAUUUCAAAAUGAUGGCCCUAUAGGCAGGGUGACAUACUAUUUAAUGGUCACGCUGUGGUCUCUCCCUGGAUUUUAUUACAAUAACAACAUAUCUUGUUCCCAAAUGAUAUUCUGAUGAAAAGGAAAAAAGGGUAAGCAGGUUAAGUUCAAACGCCAGACUACAAGAAACCACUGGACUCCAAGACACGAAAGCCACUGCAGCAAUGCAAGAGAACACAGAUUGCCAGUAUAGACAGAUCAAACAUUUGUUUGUGCUGCUUAACAUGGCCUUCUACAAGGGUCCGAUACUCUAAAGCUAAAACGAAACCAAGUGACAACAAAGUGUUAAGCAAAAGCUUAUAAAAUCUGUAAACAAAUAAACAAGAGAAUGGGGUUUGAAGGUCAUCCGUACAUAUUGCGGAAAGAUUCACAAGAUGACAAUUUGACCCCAGCUAAGACAUUUCUGGUUGUCUUCAUGGCAGUGAUCAAUGUGUUCAUGUUCUUGGGAAACCUUCUCUCAAUUGUGACGAUAUGUUCAACUCCGAAACUCCGGCGGCAGGUGUCCUAUUGGUUUGUGAUGAACCUCGCCAUCAUCGACUUCAUAAUCUCCAUUACAGUCGUGCCAUUAAACACAAUCUGGGAAUAUUAUGGCACCUGGCCAUUCAGUAGAAUUACAUGUGAGUUCUUCACAUUCGCAGACAUUGCCUUCAGUACAAUAUCAGCAUACUCCAUAGUGCUAGUCUCAUUAGAUAAAUACAUCUUCAUUACCUAUUCGAUACAUUACUUUGAAAAAAUGACCCGGAAAAUUGCUGUGAUACUUAUUGUUGGUGUUUGGGUAUUUGUGUUUAUAUUUUCAAUAAUAUCCCUCCUAACGGAAGUGGGAACGGAUGAAAACUUCAAGGACCACUUCCUCCUUACGGACAAUGACUCGAGUACAUGUAUCUUUGUGAUGACAGACAUGUAUGUGAUACCAUCAGCAAUCAUCAGCUUCUUCAUUCCUUUCAUCAUUCUCUGUUUUACCAGUUCAAGAAUAGUGUGCAUAGCCAGUCGACAUAUCCGCAAAAUACAUUCCGUGCCUCAGACAUUCACUAUCAGUUCAGAUACAGACUCUGAUGGGGUAAAAAUAUUUCUGACCAAAACAAAACCACCAAAUGUAGUAUUGACUGCUAUUUCACCUCUAGCACAUCCCGAAGAACACGUACGUGCACAACCUGAACAAGAAGAUGAUGCUAACCACACCCACAUUGAUCAUAUCAGGAUACAAACCCAUGACUCUACAGAUCUGAACGAAAAAGCUGGACAUACAGAGACAUCCUUUUAUACAUCCCUUGACCAUGCUCAAAACACACCUGAGAAAGACGAUGCAAUCAUGCAGAGUGACAAUACAGAAUACCAUCAAAAACCUAUCACUGAACUCGAUACAAUACAGGAAAGUUUUACAGAUGAGAAGGACACCUUUGAAAAGGAGCUCAAUGGUCUCUGUACAUUAAGGAAAAUAAGAUCUCAAUCAUUUCCCAGAUCUGAUUCCCUGAAAUCCUCAAGUUCACCAAAAGGACAAACCAAUGUUAAACGAUCAAAUUCACUUAAAGUAAACAAUCUCAGGAAGGCUGAUAGUCUCAGAUCUUUAGCCAUUACCAAAAGUGAAAGCAGCCGAAGCGUCAGAGUAAAUACCACAAAGAGAUCUAGAUAUUGUAAACUGUUUGGAACUAUUACAAUUGUCAUUGUCUGUUUCAUUGUCAUGUUUGCCCCAUUUAACAUUGCCAUCACAAUUGAUGUGUGGUGCCACUGUGUCCAUCCCUGGGUGUAUGAGGACAUACUAGCCGUUCUUUACUACAUGCAUUCCCUUGUCAAUCCUUACAUUUACAUGGCAACUGACCGGAGAUAUAAAGCUGCACUGAGGGUCAUGUGGACCAAAUUUCACACAAUUUUCUGGAAUAAACAGAAAUUAUAAAAAAACAUAUCUUUCAUAUGAUAAAUUGUUCUCAUCACUGUUAAAAAGUACUAAUUCAUUAAUCAAAACUGUUUCAAUAACAUCAUACAGUGUUAUAAAUUAGGAUUGUUUUAUGUAAUUUAUAAAAUCAAUUAAGUAUAUAUAUCACAACAUGUAAUGUUUUCUGAAUUCAUUAGAAAAAAAUAUGAAAAUAUUAUGUUUAAUGUUUUGUUAUAUUUGUUACAACUUUGUUAAAAAUAAA